AGUGAAGUUCCAGGUGGGCGGUGUUUCUCCUUCUACCUCGGUUCAUAGACAGGUAUCAGAUCACUGAGUACCACACAAGAUAUUACAGCGACUUUAUGGGGAACAAGAACUAGCGGUAGACCUUCAUCAGUGAGCAGAGUGUGUGUGGAGUCUGUGUGAGGUCUGGUCAGGAUGGAAGAAGAGAUGCAUGGAGCUGCAGCUGAACCGGCUGCUACACCAGCAACUGACGCUCCAGAGGUACCACGCCGAGGCCGAGGCAGACCACGCAAACCACAGCAGGAUCCUGUUGAACCUCCUGCUCCCAAAAGGCCACGUGGAAGACCCAAAGGGAGUAAGAACAAGACUGCUCGGACUACACUCAAAGAGCCACCAAAAGAAAAGAGACCUCGAGGCCGACCAAGGAAAUGGCCUCAAAAACCAAUGCAGCAAAAAGAGCAAGAGCUCGAGGAAGAAGAGGACCAGCCGCACCUGCCAUCGCCACACGACAACUGAGGCUCUGAGGCGCCAUCAUUUGAGCUGUGUGCAAUAGGCUGCCUUUAAACAGUUCUAUCCAGCAUUCUCACAAAGGUGUGCUAUCAAUUACUUGACAAAAAAGAUACACAAAUUCACAAAGCACAGAUGCAAAAAAAUAAAUAAAUAAAAGAUACAACUACAUGUGCACAUGACAAGGUGAUUUGAGGUUUGGAUUGUAAACUGGAUUUGGGACUCCCAUCCAUCUGUCUAUACAUCUUAGGUUUUCUACAUCUCGUAUUUGAAAGAAAACAACGUCCUACAGGUGCUUUCAGUAUGACUUGAAAAACACUUUUACUUAUCUUAUAGUACAGUAUAUCUGAUCUUGUACUAAAUGAGUCACUACUGUACCUUUUCGUGUAAUUAAUGCAACACCGGCUAUUUUAAUUUUUUUCCACAUUUACGUUUAUUCAUUUGGCUGACAUUUAUACUAAGCAGCUUACAAUACAGAUACAACUGAGCGGUUGAUGAAUAUGGGUCUUGUUUAAGGACAAAACUUGGCAGUGCCAAGUGUUUAGACUCCUAGGUCAAAGCCUUUGCCAAUGAGACACCACUUGUCCACAUAAGUCCACUAAUAAUAAUAAUAA
Messenger RNA from Tachysurus vachellii, 1097 nucleotides. Its product is annotated as high mobility group AT-hook 2b. The transcript is spliced from 6 exons. Lineage: Eukaryota; Metazoa; Chordata; Actinopteri; Siluriformes; Bagridae. Gene Ontology annotation, cellular component: nucleus; chromatin. The coding region runs from base 172 to 492 and encodes 106 amino acids. Gene Ontology annotation, biological process: regulation of DNA-templated transcription. Gene Ontology annotation, molecular function: DNA binding; transcription coregulator activity. The record is from RefSeq and is a predicted model, not a curated record.